Molecule: messenger RNA, 312 nt
Organism: Striga asiatica
Lineage: Eukaryota; Viridiplantae; Streptophyta; Magnoliopsida; Lamiales; Orobanchaceae
Source: the annotation of a GenBank genome assembly
AUGCCGCCCAAAUCGAAGGCGACGAGGGCAAAGUAUCCGAAUGAGCUGCGGCCGAUGAGGAGUGUGCCGUCCAGAUCGGAUAUUACGAUACGGCUACGUCUAGUUGAGUUGAGACGCUUGAUUUGGUUAGGCACAGUGUGUGGGGUAUGGAAGGACCAAUACCCCACUUACCUUGGGUCUAUGACCAAAGCUCAGUUGUCCCCUCUUUUGACCCUCCAAAAACCGUGCCUCACCACCCAAGAAAGCAUGUUGGUCUCCUCCCCACAACCAAGGUGCAUAUGUAGUAGUUUUGUUCCCAUUAUGUCCCCUUGA